AUGGAUGAACUCGAUAAUUACCUAAUUAAACUCAACAAACAGGAGAAAAUCUUACAGUCAUUGUUGGAUAAUCUUAAUAAAUCCUACAACAGUGUUAUCCAACAACUGGAAGAUUUGGAAAAACCUGCGUUACAGGCUGCGGAAAAUGUAAAAAAUGCAUAUUCUCCACAUAUAUCUAUAAUAAACGAGUUAUUAGACGAGCUUUUUAGCGGAGGGAUCAUGGAAUUGUCCGCCGUUAGUCGUGAUGCUGAAAAAUUACAUAUCACAGCUGCCGCCACUAGUUCGGCCAUUAAAGCCGCUAGAAAGGCCAAUCAUAUAACUCAAUUGGUACUCAAACUCAAAAAUUUGGCAGAACGACUAGAAAAGGACUUUACAUGUGUCGAUGAGUUUGUCAAAUUGAUGAUAGAAGCACGGCAUGACUCUGAAUGGGAUGAAAUAUACACAAUUAUAUCGCUAGAUCCUUUAAAACGCCCAUUUGAAAUAUUACGUUCAACUAUGUUAAUUCAGCUUCGUAUAGAGUUACAAAAAAAUUCACUAGAUAAUAUCACCCCUUAUAUCAAAGUGCUUAAUUAUCUAGACUCAAAAUCUGACCUAUAUGAGUGUUUCAGAGUUUAUAUUGAGGAUUUAUAUAAAUUAUUUGAGCCAGAAAACAUCGAAUUUACUAUUUCAGAAAGGUUAGAAGAGAUUACCAGCUUCUCAAUCAAGUUGAUUAAUGACUUUAAUAUACAUGUGAAGAACUAUUCAGGAAAAGAUAUAUUUCUAGAAGUUAUCUCAUUAGUAUAUGAAAAAGUUAUUAAUAUGGCCUGUCCUAUGAUAAAAAAAUUCAUAGAUGAACAGGAUUUUAAGUUUGUAGAUGCCCUUUCGGCUGAUAAAUUACUCGAGGAGAUCGCCCAUACAAGUUUCAUAUAUAGGGACUUUCAGAAACAGAUAAUAUCGCAUAUAAUAAACACCUCUCCGAAUAUUGAAUUAUCACUCAAUUCGCUUAACGAUUCGUUAUCUCCCAGAAUAAUUUCACUGUUUAAAUCUGGCCUCCAUAAUGGUACUGAUGGUGUCGUGCUUGAAUUUCAAAAAUUACUCAGCCAUUAUGUAGUUCUUGAGCAUUCUUUCCUUGAAAAAUCUCUCUUAGUGGCUAUAGAAGAGUCUGAUGAAAUUAAUGACCCGGAAAUGGAAACUAUCAGUACGAUAGUCGAUGAUGUAUUUUUCAUCCUACAACAGUGCCAAAAUAGAGCUGUUUAUACUGGAGAUGUGGAUGCAGCUUGCGCCAUACUUAAUCACGUUUGCAAUGCACUAAAUACCCAAAUUAUAGAAGCACUGCAAGAGAAUUUUGAAUUUUCCGAAAAAAUUGCCAAACCAUACUUUUUACAGCUACAAAACAUCGAAAAUUUCAACACCCGAACUAUGAUCAAUGAAUAUUACAUGAGUAUAAACAAGGGAAAAAAUAAGCCACCAAAUGUAAUAUCUUCAAAGUAUAGCAUAAGGCACAGCCUUAACAAUUUGUCGGAAUGUUUGGACUAUUUGUUCAAAUUUCAAAUGGAAAUUAGACAGAUAUUUAACACUGAAUUCAAAGACUCGAAAAGUUUACUAAUAUCUAGUACAAUUCAAGAUUUGGACACUGUCAAAUCUGGUUUAGAACGUUUAAUGAUUGAUGCUGCGACAAAAAUUAGUUCUUUGCUAGAGAUUCAUAUAUUUUCUGGACUAGAAUCACUGAACAGUGCAAAUUUGGAAAUAUUUCAGGAGGAAUAUGACGCCGUUUCCCAAGGAGAUCACUUUUUAUCUCCCUUAAAACUUACUCUAGAUAUUUUGUUCACAUUUUUUAAUUCAAUAUUUACUGGAAAAAUCUCAUUUUUAUGUGCUACCACACUCAUAUCAAAAUUUUGUGAGGUUUUUGAAAGCAGUUUAUCCCAUAAAUCAAUGACUAUUUACGGUGCGAUAUAUCUAGAUUCUGGGAUACGUUCAAUUAUAACUCUAUCAGCAUCGCAUUAUGACCAACCAAUUAAGAAACAUUUUGCUAGGUUAUCUGAAUUAUGCAAUAUCCUAACAGUUUCAUCGCGCGAAGAAUUGGAUCAGAUGUAUCAAGGAGUUGGCACACAUAUAAUUUCCAUAACUGAUGCGAAGGAAUUAUUGAGUUUAAGAAAGGAUUUGUGA
This is a messenger RNA of Babesia microti strain RI, 2145 nucleotides long. RefSeq names its product structural maintenance of chromosome 3 (chondroitin sulfate). NCBI's taxonomy places the organism in Eukaryota, Apicomplexa, Aconoidasida, Piroplasmida, Babesiidae. The record is from RefSeq and is a predicted model, not a curated record. The coding region runs from base 1 to 2145 and encodes 714 amino acids. The transcript has 7 exons.